AUGGCUGGCCGAAAGUUUACCAAGAAAAGGAAGCCACUCCGAGCUUCGUCAGUACAGUAUCCAGCAAGAUUGAAGGAAGGAGAAGAUGCGCAAGAGGAUGUCACAGCUGCUAAAGGCGAGCCUGCUCAACAUAUGAACCAAUCCGUUUUCUCCAUGAUCGCUGCGGCUGGGUCCAAAGUUGACUUCAAUGCUCGUUUCGAAGAAGAAGAAAGCAGUGAUAGCAACGACGAAAACCAAGCGUCAGCCAUUUCAGGCGGUGUCGAUGAGCAGUCCAACCACCCUCGGACUCAGACACACUUGGACAAGCAGCAUGAGGACAACCUUUCGAGAGAAAAGUCCGGGAGGCCACAAGGAAAUUUUUCUGAGCACAAAGGCCUUCGUCCAUUACCAAAGCUAGAUCUACGGACGAUCAAAGAGAAAACUUACAUGUCCCAAAGUUUGCGGUUGCCAUCAAGUGAAGUGUUGAACCAGCACGAAAGUCCAGCAGGUGUCACCCCACGGGAUGCACCUGUGAUGAGCAUGAUGCUGGAAGCACAGGCCGAGCUAAUUACUUCCACCCAACUCCCGGGCAUCAAAAAUACCGGUGCAGAAGAAAGCCAUGAUGUAGUUGGCAAGGAGGCUCCUACCAGCCUGGUGACUCGGCUGAUGGAGAUAUUUGGCUUUGAGAGACCCGAAGAGGUGGUAUCAGAAUAUCCUUGCUGGCUUUUACAAAGUGUUCUACUCCAAGGGUAUAUGUAUAUCACCCAGAACCAUAUUUGUUUCUACUCAUACCUGCCCAAGAAAUCUAACGUGACCGCCAAGUCUGGGCAUCUCUUCAAAAGAGGCAAACAGAACCCAAAAUUCCACCGAUAUUGGUUUGUCUUGAAGGGAGAUGUUUUAUCAUACUAUACUGAUCAGUCGCGUCUCUACUUCCCAAGUGGCAAUAUCGACCUACGCUACGGCAUAUCUGCCUCAGAGAAAGGUAAAGAUUUCACCAUUGUCACGGACCAACGUGUGUACCAUUUCAGGGCAGAUAGUGCUACCAGCGCAAAGGAAUGGGUUAAGACGCUCCAGAAGGUUAUUUUUCGUUCUCACAAUGAUGGCGAUAGCGUCAAAAUAUCUCUGCCUGUUGAAAAUGUCAUUGAUGUCGAAGAAAGCCCGGUCAGUGGGCUCGCAGAGACCCUCAAGAUCCGCGUAGUAGACAGUGACGAAACGUACGCUGUUGAAGAGUACUUCUUCUCAUUCUUCGACUUCGGACACGACGCUUUUCAUGUCCUACACACCGUUGUGAACGACACAACUGCGCAAAAGAUUCCCCGAGACAUUCUGUCUCGUUCCCCAGUACAUGACGAUUUUCGUUCGCGCGAUAGCUCUCAGCUUCCUAAAAAGAAAAAAUCUUAUGAUCUGAAAGCGAGCAGUCCCUUGGACCCAGCAACACCCAUUUUGCCUGAUAGCGUUCGCGCGACGCUUGUCCCAUUCUCUCCAACAGAUAGUGGGCAAGUCAGUCCUCGCGUGAGUGGCGAUUGGGGAAGACGUAGCAUGGACUUAAGCCAGAAAAGCAUAGACGCGAGUCGAAAGAGCAUAGACUUUCCAGCCAGAUAUCCCAGUCGUACCAGCUUUGAACGAGGUAGAAGAAGUGCGAGCACUAGCAGAAACAGAUUGACAAAAAGGCACCCGGGAACUAAGGCACAACCCACCGCGCCACAAGGAUCCACUGAUUCCUUUGUUCACUCACUUGAGCAGGGUCCCAAGUCUUCUGCGCCCCACGUUUCGAGCGAGGAGACGCAAGCUUCAGGUAGCCAGAUUCUGAAUCGAAGUGAUGUCUUCCAAUCUCCAACCAUCCAGCGUCUCCACGGUUCUCCAACAUCAGAUCAAGACAGCAAAGGAAAACGGUCAGUGGACUCGGCACGCUCCAACUCCAUUGAUGCGCAUAUCAAAAAUUGUCCUCCAACCAGGACUUAUAAGGAGCAAAGCGGUGUAGAAAGCCCAAGAGGCGGUGAUCCAAAGAGCAAUCAACCUUUGCAGUCCAACUCUUCACCCACACUCCACCAACUUGUCAAGGUAGGUGCAUAUCCUUUGCAAAGAGCAGCGGGUUUUGCCGGCUAUCUUCGAUCUCGAUCAAAGAGAAUGAGUAAUUUACUGGCCACUGAGUCUAUAAGCUACGUGGAGAAGAUGUCCGGUAUCUGGGCCGGAGGCCGGAAACACUACAGUGAUGCAGAAGGCGUCUUAUCCGAUGAUCGACUUCAGGAUCUUGAUGAUGAGAACAAUCCCACGAAGUAUGGUGACCGCUUUAGGGAGCAUUUCGCACUACCAGCAUCCGAGAAGCUACAAGCAACUUACUUCGGGUAUUUACAGCGUGUGCUACCUCUCUAUGGCAAGAUAUAUGUCAGCAACAAGAACGUCUGCUACAGAAGUCUUCUCAAGGGUACCAGAACAACGAUGGUGCUGCCGCUUAAGGACAUCGAGACUGUGGACAAGGAGAAAGGCUUUAGGUUCGGCUACUCGGGGCUUGUCAUUGUCAUCCGUGCUCAUGAAGAGCUCUUCUUUGAAUUCUCUCGGCCCGAAGCCCGAGACGAUUGCGCAGUCACCAUCUUGGAGAGAUUGGGGUCGAUUGGUUUUUUGCAAGACUCCGGGUUGUUGACGCAAGAAGACAAGGGAGAAGCCGAGACAGCCAAAGCCGAGAAUAAGAUGCUACAAGAAGCGAGGCAAGCCGGCCAUAAGACCCACCAGCUCAAAUCUCCAGAGAGAAUGAAUUAUGUCGAGCAUGCGCAAGAAGCACCGCCGAUGUUUUUUGACGACCCUCAAGCAUCGAUCCUCAAUUUCAAGCCAACCGAAUCUCUUCGAAUCACAUGUCUUACCAUUGGAUCAAGAGGGGACGUCCAACCGUAUAUUGCCCUCUGCAAAAGGCUUUUGGAAGAGGGACAUAGACCAAAGAUUGCAACCCACGCAGAGUUCAAAGGUUGGGUCACGAAGCACGGAAUAGAAUUUGCGACUGUCGACGGUGAUCCGGCUGAGCUGAUGAGGAUUUGCGUGGAGAAUGGAAUGUUUACGUAUUCCUUCCUGAGAGAAGCUUCCGUUAAAUUCCGAGGCUGGAUCGACGAGCUUCUUACAUCAGCCUGGAAAGCUUGCCAAGAUACAGAUAUACUCAUUGAGAGCCCUAGCGCCAUGGCCGGCAUCCAUAUCGCAGAAGCUCUAGGUAUUCCCUACUUCCGAGCUUUCGCCAUGCCCUGGACACGCACCAGAGCUUACCCUCACGCUUUUGCCGUCCCCGACCACAAGAUGGGUGGCGCAUAUAACUAUCUCACCUAUGUCAUGUUCGACAACAUCUUUUGGAAGUCGACAGCUGGCCAAAUCAAUCGCUGGCGCAAGAAGGAACUUGGGCUUCGCAGCACCAGUCUCGAUAAACUGCAACCUAACAAAGUUCCCUUCCUCUACAACUUCAGUCCUUCCGUUGUUGUCCCCCCGCUCGACUUCAGCGAUUGGAUCCGAGUCACAGGAUAUUGGUUCCUCGACGAGGCUUCUGAUUGGUCGCCACCGCCCGCCCUCAUCGAAUUCAUCGCGAGAGCGCGGGCCCAUGAGAAGAAAUUAGUUUACAUCGGCUUUGGCUCCAUUGUCGUCUCCGAUCCCGCUGCUCUGACAAAGACUGUAGUGGAAUCUGUAUUGAAGGCAGAUGUUCGCUGCAUCCUCUCUAAAGGCUGGUCUGACCGUUUGGGCAACCGGGACGCUACUGUCGCCGAAGUGCCUCUUCCUGCAGAGAUACACCAGAUCACGUCCGCGCCACAUGAUUGGCUGUUCAAGCAGAUCGACGCAGCUGUUCACCACGGUGGUGCUGGUACAACGGGCGCUAGUCUGCGCGCCGGACUACCCACGAUUAUCAAGCCCUUCUUUGGCGACCAAUUCUUCUUUGGAUCCAGGAUAGAGGAUCUUGGUGUGGGCACAUGCAUGAAGAAGGUCAAUGUCAGUGUGUUCUCGAGAGCAUUGUGGGAAGCGACUCACAGCCAGCGCAUGAUCAGCAAGGCGCAAACCUUGGGGGAGCAGAUUCGCAAGGAAGACGGCGUAGGGACGGCAAUCAAAGCCAUUUAUCGUGACCUGGAAUAUGCAAAAACCCUGAUCAAGCAUCGCACCGAUUCGGCUAAUGAUGAUACGGCCGACGGUGCCAAUGAGGAAUGGACAUUCAUUGGUGACGAGAGUGAUCCGGAGUUGGCAAGACGGAUUGCAGAGUGGGAGCCUAGAAAGAGCCUUCAGGUCGGAGAGGGAAUGGGAAGGCAAAGUCUAGAUUUGGGGGCCUGA
Messenger RNA from Letharia lupina, 4269 nucleotides. RefSeq lists its product as uncharacterized. The record is from RefSeq and is a predicted model, not a curated record. The transcript is spliced from 5 exons. Bases 1 to 4269 code for a protein of 1422 amino acids. Gene Ontology annotation, molecular function: hexosyltransferase activity; UDP-glycosyltransferase activity. Gene Ontology annotation, biological process: carbohydrate metabolic process. NCBI's taxonomy places the organism in Eukaryota, Fungi, Ascomycota, Lecanoromycetes, Lecanorales, Parmeliaceae.